Molecule: messenger RNA, 5808 nt
Organism: Syngnathus acus (greater pipefish)
Lineage: Eukaryota; Metazoa; Chordata; Actinopteri; Syngnathiformes; Syngnathidae
Gene: sept3
Product: septin 3
Exons: 14
Coding region: 2420-4627 (735 amino acids)
Biological process (GO): cytoskeleton-dependent cytokinesis
Cellular component (GO): presynaptic cytoskeleton; neuron projection; septin ring
Molecular function (GO): GTP binding; molecular adaptor activity; GTPase activity
Source: RefSeq, a predicted model, not a curated record
UGAUUGCAAAAAGGCCAGGCGGAUAAAUUCAGACUACCGUGUAAACAUACCCAUGAAAUGCCACUUAUUAUAAUCAUUUGUAAUUUUUUUUAAACACGAGCAAAGUCAUAUGUUUACUAAAACACACACCCCCUGUGGAGCAGAGCGUGCAUCUGUAAAGCUGCUAUUUCACCAUGGCCCAUAAAAAGUGCUUGGCAUUUUCUAACAUUACGAUGCUUAAGAAACGCACCUUUCUUCUCGCCUUAAAAGUGUCACAUCAUCAUUUCUAACUUGUAAAUGUCAUCAUUAUGACCUUGCCAUCAUCCGGCUGCUUUUUAUAAAUCCCCUCCUCAGUCUAAAAAUAGCAACCGAACUUUGUUUGCGCUGAGCUUUUGUCUUCUGUCCUCGUGAGCGAUAAUUAAUCAGCUUUUAGUCUUUUAACAUCUUUGCGGCCGCUUUCAAUCACAGUCGAUAUGACACCCCCCCCCCCCCCCCAUCACCACCAUCCUCCUUUUUAUGUCAGAGAAACAGCGUUUUGGCCCUGGGUGUUAAAUUGAGUGGAAUUGAUUUUACGCGGCAAGCUGAAGACAUCUGAAGGGCUUGGACCCGCCGUCUCCUCCCACACACACACACUCGCACACACGCACACAAAGAUGAUAGUUAUAUAAGUUUCCCUUCCCACUCCCUCCUUCCUCUCUGCCAUGAGCAGGGGUGUUGUCAUAGCAACCGCACCCCUCCUUUGGACGUCAGAGGCAUGAGCUUGGAGGAUGAAGCUGUAUGCAGCGUCUGUCUUGCGUGCCUCUCAGAGAGCAACUGUCAUCUUUUUGGACUUCUCUUUGCGUGACACUUUGAGAACUGCAACGGAACAUCUCCCCCAGUGUGGACGGAUUUAAUAGCGGACCCGAGUCGCACACCCUCAGGCGCCGGUCCAGCUCCGUGCACAGCCCGCUUUCUCUCUUCUCAUCCAUUUUGGACCCGCCCCACACCUCUUAAGCUCCCAGUGAUGUCGUGGUUGUUCUUGGACUGGUUUGUUCCGCUCUACCUGCUGGUUUCAGUCCUGGUACUGGCGGGCUUUGGCGCGUGUCUGUACUUCUUGGAGCCCGGGCUGCACGACACACAUAUGUGGAGCAACAAAAACGUCAGGCAUCGCCCGCUGGUGGCCAGCGUGAACUGUAGAGAUGGUGACACAGAUGCUCUCAUAUGAUCGGGAGGGGCGGCGGGGGGACUUCCACAAUGGAAAGAGGAGGGAUGAUCUGAUAAGCCUUAUCCCAUCACAUCAACUUUUCUCUGAUCCCCAGCAUAUUGUAGUUUUUUUUCAGGGGUGAAUCAGACUAAAGUGAAGCAGAUGGGUUCUACUAUAAAAGAUGCCGGAACGAGAUUGUGAAGUAGCAUGAUGGCUUUUGGAAAGGUUCGAUGUCAACAGUUGUGCCAUUGUCCACCUGUGCCAAUUUUUUAACAUUCAUUGGUGUUGUUUUUGUAGUUUGGCGACCAUUUCAAGUGUACUGUAUAAUGGUGUUGACUUGUGUAUUCCUAUUGUUAAAGUGACAUAUAACACCAGACACGUCAGGUCACCCUGCAUAAUUUUCCAGGACUUUAUUUUUCAUUUCUACCCCCCUCUGCCAUGGCUUUAGAUAUUUGGUUUGCAUAUAGAAAAUAGCUUGUUGUUUUGUUUGGACAAUGCAGUGCAAUUGUCCAACCAAGGCAAAUACACAACCAAUCAAAACUGUGCAUGAUUAUUACUAUAAAGGCCAAUUUUUGUAUUGGAUCACAUUGUUGGGUGUACCUACUGUUGUGGCCAUUGAUGCUGUCAAUUCGGGGAUGGGCAAAGUAUUUUUAUCAUUUUUCAAAAUUUUUGAUGUAUUUAUUUUUUCAUCAAUAUUUGUAUUAAUGGAAUAUUUGGCUAUUUACUGUCAAUGGUAGACUGAUAUAGUAAAAAAUUAACAAAUUUACAUUCCAAAAGUACUUACUUAUUUACAUCAGAUUUUUAAAAAAACAAAACAUGUUUUAACUUUUUUCUCCCUGCAACCUCAUCUCCGAAUGAAUUUAAAUUAAAACGGUCCCCUUGAGUUUGCCCACCCCUGAUGUAAUUACAUUGAAUUUUUCCCUCCUCUCCCUGGCAGUGUCCACAUACCAACAGAUGCUGAGAAGCAUGUAGACGGUUUGUGCCACUGUGUUGUAGUGUCUAUAGUACAAUAUGUAACUAAUAAAAACAGCAAAUGUGUGUUCAUAGUCGACAGAGAUCUUUUUGUUAUUGUGCUGACUGUGCGCUUCCUUAUCUGUUGGUACCAAAAAUAAAAGUAUAGUAUGUAAUGGUGAUUAUUUGUGAUGUCAAGACCAGGACAGAGCUCCGAGCGAGGAUGCGAUGUGGGUGUGAAACAACAGUGCAGGCUCAGUGUGCAGGAAUCACGAGAAUGCCACUUGUCCACCCACGACGCCCACUAUGUCUUUCCUUGUCAUGGUGUUUGUCUCCUUCACUCACUCAAGUGUGAUAGGAACCAGACAACAGCCUACAUAUGCAGGUUGCUCUCUAAUCUCAUUUCCCCAAGGUAAGAAGCAGCAGGAAAGAAGAAUGAGCGUAUUUGACCGACUGUCACCUUUAAUCCCUCGGCUGUCGGCGUCCUCCAAACAAGCAAAAGAGCAUCCUCAUCUUCCUCAUCCUCCUCAUUCUUCAUCUGCUCUUUUGUUUGCUCCUGUCAAAAGGAAAGGGAUUGACAUCCCUCCGUUUAAGCCAAAGGGUGUCAGUUUUGGGUCUGCUUCUUCAUCUUCGUGUCUUGGUCUUCCCACCGCAUUACUAGACCAGACUGAGCCCCAAGCCAGGCUUAAUCAGAAAGCGUCCCUGGAUUUUUCCAGUAGAGAUCAUCUUGUUUAUCAGCCUGGAUAUGAGAAAAUGCAGUGUGAAAACCAAACAGAUGCAUGGAUGACUCCUGAGGCCUCCAGAACGUGCUGGAGAGAAGAUCCCUUUGACCCUCAACUCAGGUGGCAUUCGAAAGAAGAUACUAAAAGUCCAUCAUCCAACACUUCAGUCAAUGUUGAAUCCAUAGACAAGCAGAGAUUCUGGUCCACGCCUUGGACGGAUGUUGAUCUGGAACACAGUUGUCAAUCAAGAGAGAAGCCUCCAACAACGCAGGCUCCCUGGUGGACAUACAGAGGAACAUCAUUUAAGACAUGUCUGGUGCAUCCUGUGCAAACAUCUUCUGGACCGCACAAGGGAAUCUCAUCAGCAAAUAGUAGUGAAGAGAGUGACUUUCAAAAAGGAGCUCAUGAAGCUUGCACCAAACUGCAACAAGAUGCUUUCAACCUUGACAGGCCUUCACCUGAAUGCUCAAAAAAAAUUCGUCUUCCAGGGGAGGAACCAGAGGAUCCCUAUUACGUCAGCAUUUUCUACCCAGAUUCAGUGUAUGAAGACAUGUCGGACAUAGUUCCUCCAGAAGUGAGACCCAAACCGGCCGUCCCUGCCAAACCCCCUAAUGUGGGUGCUCCCUCCCCAUCCAACCCCUUCCCGCCUCAAGGGCCGGGCAUAGGAGGAGUAGGUGGCGUAUCGGCGGCACCUCCCAGUGCCAUCCCGGUGCCCAUCGGGAAUCACGGCCCGAGCCACGGGGGCUCUCAUGCCGGUGUCGCCGCUCACGUUGUAGGCCACAAUGUGAGCCACGGUGCGGGUCACGCUGCAGCCCACGUCGGUAGCCAUGGUCACGGCACCUCCAACAGCACCAGCGGCGGGUCCACUCUGCUCGGUUACAUCGGAAUCGACACCAUCAUCGAGCAGAUGAGGAAGAAGACGAUGAAGACGGGCUUUGACUUUAACAUCAUGGUUGUCGGUCACAGCGGUCUGGGCAAGUCGACCCUGUUGAACACCUUGUUUAAGACGCAGGUGAGCAGGAGGAGUGCAGGAUGGUCCCGUGAUGACAAGAUCCCUAAAACUGUGGAGAUCAAAUCUGUUUCUCACGUUAUCGAGGAGGGCGGCGUGAAAAUGAAGCUUACUGUUGUCGACACGCCUGGAUUUGGGGACCUAAUCAAUAAUGACAACUGCUGGGAGCCCAUUUGCAAGUACAUCAAUGAGCAGUAUGAGAAGUUCCUCAAAGAAGAAGUGAAUAUCACCAGAAAGAAGCGCAUUCCCGACACCAGAGUGCACUGCUGUCUCUAUUUCAUCUCCCCGACUGGACACUCACUGCGGCAGCUCGACGUGGAGUUCAUGAAGCGCUUGAGUCACUCCGUCAACAUAAUUCCCGUGAUAGCCAAGGCCGACACCAUGACCCCCGAAGAGAGACAGGAAUUCAAACAGCGGGUGAAAAAGGAACUGGAGAUGAACGGCAUCGAGUUUUACCCGCAGAAAGAGUUUGACGAGGACAUGGAGGACAAGAGCGACAACGACAAGAUCAGAGAGGCGAUGCCCUUUGCUGUGGUGGGUAGCGACAAAGAAUAUCAAGUGAAUGGCAAGCGCGUUUUGGGGAGGAAGACCGCAUGGGGAGUUGUCGAAGUUGAAAAUAUGAAUCACUGCGAGUUUGCCCAGCUGAGAGACUUCAUCAUCAGGUCUCACUUGCAAGAUCUGAAGGAGGUGACUCACAACAUUCACUACGAAACAUACCGUGCCAAGAGACUCCAUGAGAACGGAGGCCUGCACCCCGUCAACACCCAGGAAAGCAACCUGUAAUCACUCAGUGUCGUCGAUAGAUAUGCUCGACAUUAUAUGAUCAUGACCGGCAUCGCCGCAUGCUUGAAACACACGUAAAUGUGUACAUAUCAGUGUCAUUUAUUGGUAUUUUUUUAUAAACCCUCCUUGCUUGUCAAAGUAAGUUAAUAUUUGGGUGUGCCACCCAGCGUCUUGGUGCCAUGAUAUGAAAGACUGACAAUGACUGGGAAGUGUUUGUAGGUUCGUCGAAGCAUAGGAUGUGUCUCAGUGAGAAUGCCGUUAUAUUUAGUCUGUAGGUUUUGUGACUGGAUCUUUUCAUUACUUUUGUUUGGCAUAUACAUUCGAUCAGGUUCAAAAUUAUUUUUUUUUCUAAAGAAUUUACAAUUGCAGUUAAAUAUAUUUAAGUCAACUCAACAGGAAGAGCUCAAACCUGUCAAGGGUGGGUAAAUCUUUAAUUAACUCCGACUAAUUGUGACGUCAUUAAAGUGCCAUACUACUUUCUACCGCUUAGCGGCAGCACUCUUCCACAGUAUCGCUCUGAACCAUCGCAAGAAUUUUUUUUUGCCUACGGUCAUUAUUUAAAAUUUAGUCCAUAAUUAGCUAUUAUUAUUUGAUUCCAAACUACACGUAUUACACAGGAUUCCAACAACAUGCUAAGUCUUUAAAUGUUUAUGUUCUGUCAUGGAAUUUCUGCUGUUGUGUACAAAUAUGACAAAACUUCAGGCACUUUUAUCAAUCAGGUUCGUUUUUUAAAAGUCAUGGUUUUACACAAACGUGCACAUUAGUGUGGUUUUUAUUUGAGAUAUGAGGUGUCUGAUGCAAUUUGAACGUGCUUGUGAUUUUGUUGCAGUCGGGUGAGAUGUAAAGAGCGCGUCACAUCACUUUUUUUCUGAUCACUUUUUGCAUGCUUGAAUCCAAAUCGUCUGUGUGCCUAACCAAUCACUGCUCUGUUACAUUGACUAUUUCCAAAGGUCAAGUUAAAUACAGUCAUUGAAAUGAAACACUGCCGUCUGCAAACUAAAUGGGCAGCCCAUGAUUGAACAAAUCGCUCAUCCUUUCCAUUUGUAAUCGCUUACAACGUUUCGAAGUUGCUGUUAAUCGUUGAACGCAAUAUAAUUUGAAACAAUACUGAGUGCAUUUUUAUUUCUCUUGUUUAUUGGGAUUUUAUUUAAUAAAUGUACAUUCCCAUGGAAAUCCUUUCA